This is a messenger RNA of Strongyloides ratti, 939 nucleotides long. Its product is annotated as Zinc finger, CCHC-type domain-containing protein. The record is from RefSeq and is a predicted model, not a curated record. The transcript has a single exon. The coding region runs from base 1 to 939 and encodes 312 amino acids. NCBI's taxonomy places the organism in Eukaryota, Metazoa, Nematoda, Chromadorea, Rhabditida, Strongyloididae. Gene Ontology annotation, molecular function: nucleic acid binding; zinc ion binding.
AUGAGUACAGGAGCUUCUACACCAACGGAGCCACCAGUCUCAGCAAAGAAGAAGGAAAGAAUCAUACCACAAGGGAUGAUACCAGAAUUUAACCCAAAGAAGGAAGCAUGGGCCGAGUUCAAAGAAAGAAUAGAGAUAGUAUGCGAAAUUCAUGAGAUCAAGGACAAUGGAUUGAAGAGAAACAUAUUGUUGACUUCUUUGUCACCGAAGGUAUAUCGAAAACUUCGAACAAGUUUAGCACCAAUAAAACCAGUGUCAGUAACGUAUGAGAAAGUAGUGGAAGUAUUGAAUAAGUUGUUGGAACCAGUUGAAAGUUUGUUAUUAAACAGACUUGUUUCUCUCUCUUUGAAACAAGAAUCAGAAAAAACAGUUGCUCAAUAUAGUGAGAGAGUAAAAGAGAAUGUUUCAAAAUGUGGUUUAGAUUCUUUUCCAAUAGCCAAAGACAUAAUGUUAACAUUAUGUUUUGUCAAUGGAUUAAAAGAAGGGGAAUACAAAAGGACCGCGAUUCAGCAACAUCGAAUCAAGGUUGAAUCAACAUUUGAAGAAACAAUUAGUGCAGUUGCAAGUGUGGAAUUGAUCCAAAACUCGGAGAAGGCAAAUGGAAUCUUUAAGGUAGAUGUAAAGAAAGAAGAAUGUUAUUGUUGUGGGAGAAAGAACCAUUUAAAAUUUAGAUGCAAAUUUAGAAAAGAAAAAUGCAAGUUAUGUGGGAAAAUUGGGCAUUUAGCCAGAAUGUGUAGAUCAAAGAAAUACAAAGAAAAAUCGAUUGAUAACGUAGAAAGUGAUGAUAAUGAUGUAAGCGAGGAAACGGACGAUCAAAUAUAUCAAAUUUGCGAGAUAUUAGAAAGAGGAGAUAAUGCAAAAGUGAUCGCAGUGAUCAACAAUAAAAGAGUUAAGAUGCUAUUAGAUACAGGGCAUGUAAAACAAUCAUUAAUGAAAUAG